Messenger RNA from Ordospora pajunii, 819 nucleotides. RefSeq lists its product as uncharacterized. The transcript has a single exon. The record is from RefSeq and is a predicted model, not a curated record. NCBI's taxonomy places the organism in Eukaryota, Fungi, Microsporidia, Ordosporidae. Bases 1 to 819 code for a protein of 272 amino acids.
AUGGGUGUAAGAAGGAAGAGAAUAAAGAAGGGGGAGGAGUGCAAGGAGAAUUGGGAUGAAUAUAGUAUUGUUAAUGAGGAUGACUGGGGUUCUUCAGCAGUGAGUAGCAUGAGCGAGCUUGUCUGGAAGUCUUUUGAUGAAGAAGGGAAGAUGCUGAAAGCAAAUUUGAAUGAAGAAGGAGCGGUGGAUGAGAUGAGAGACGCAGAAGAUGCAGAAGGUUUUCAGAAGCAGCUGAUAGAUGGAUUGAAGGAAUCGGUGGCCAGGAACAUGAUGAAAGUUGAUGGAGAGGAGAAGCAAUGCAAGAGCCAUGAAGAGCCAUUAAACAUUUCGAAGCAAAGAUAUGAAGAGUAUGUAAAGAAGAAGGGAGAGAAUAAAGAAAGUUUGUGCUCAAAGAUUGAUGGAAUGAGUAGGCGGAAUGAGGAGGAAGUUUGGGCCAGAACUGAAAGUAAUUUGAGAAUGAUCAUCAAGAAUCAGCAAGAGGAACUAGAAAGGAAGGAAGUGGCUAUAAAUAGAUUGAAUCAAAGGGUUUCCGAGCUUUCUUCGAGUAUGGAGAUAAAGGGAAGGAUAUAUGCCUUGCAAUGCAUUUGUAGGGGGGAAGAGUUGCUGAAAGCAAUUGAAAAUGAUAUAGAAAGUGAAAAACAAAUACUAGUUAGGAGAAUCGACGAAGGAGUAGAGAACUCUAAGGUAUUGCAAAAAAAGAUUGAUGGCCUGAAGAAGAUUGUGAAUGAGCUAGUGAAGAAGAUAAAAAAGAAAAGGAAUGUAAGUGAACAAGGCAUGGCAGAAUCGAGAAUUGGUAAUAUCAAUGAGAAUAGCCCCUAA